UCCUUAUGACAGGCAAUGAAACGACGGCCUAACGAGGCAAUGGCAUUAGAGAAGGGGAUGGUCCAGAAGAUUUAAUACCUGGGUUCUAGGAAGUACGCCUAACACCUCAUCUCACCCAUAAACUUUCAACACAUUUGCACGCACCCCUCCCAUGUCUUUCACGAUGAUACGUGGAACCAUUACCCAUAACCAGGUCACCUUAAUUAUGACGACAUAUAGGCCGUAUUCCGCGAAAUUCACAUGCGAGUCUCUGACUCAAGGACAUUCGUCGGCCAAUGGAAAACACGAUUCGCGUGCAAGGGUUACGUGAACCCUACAUAAGUGGGGGCAAAGAUGCCUUGGCCAUCCUCUUCUCCUUCAAAUGUCGUCGAAGUAGUAUUCUGCCGCACCAAGUGUAAUAAAAUGGCUGUUAUUCAUCAGGAUUACUAUUUCCAUCACAACCGCAAAUAUAAGGGAGGUGAUUACUGGUGCUGCGCUCAACGCGGAUGUAAAGUACGUCUCAUUAGCAGUCGUGUGGACCACGAAACGGGCCGAAUGGAAUUCUCCCGUCGCAACAAGGCUAUCCAGCACCUACACCCACCGAAUGCACCAAAUCUCAUCGAAAAAGAGUUUCGUCGUCAGCUGGUCACGCAGUUUGAUAGAGUUACAGCCAGUGAAUCGGGAUCGCCACAACCAGCCACAGCUGCUUCAGUCCGUGUAGUAUACGAUCAGUUACGUCGUCAGGCCUUGGAACGCGGCGUACCAGAGCCUCUGAUUCCCUCGUUUUGGAAUGUACGUAGUACUAUGUACCGAAUUCGUCGCAAGCGGGAAUUACUUCAUACUUCACCUAGUGUAGCCUCGAAUCCCGAAAGAAGAGAGAAUCAUGGAGCUUCAGCUGGAGAAGGAUCUGCUAGAUCAGAGCCAGAAUCUCCAAGCUCAUCCACUGAAGCAUCGGCUAGCCCAGUGCAGACGGAACCUUUAUGUCUGGUCACUUGGAAGAAUAAUGCUCUUCCGGAGCCACAGCAUCAAUAUCAUCGUGCUCUUGCUCACCCGCAUGCUUCUCCGAUCCUAUAUCAAACUCUUCAGACGCGCGGCUCUUCUCCUCCUGUUCCGUCCAUCUAUCAACAGCCGUCGAUGCAGUUUGAAACUACAAGUGCCAUUACUCCAAUGCCGCCAAUCGAUCCGAAUCUUCUACGCUACUCCAGUCAUUUUUUGCCCAGCUUAUUUGCUCCUAUUCCUUCAGGCCAGUCAUCGGAAAUAUUGCAAUAUUACGCAGCCAUGCAUGGCGAGUAUUUGCGCUCGCUCAUCGCUCUCAGCUGUUAUCCUCACGUGUAAUCACCAUUAAUUGCUUCGCUCUAUUCAUUAUUGACGCUCGCUAAUGAUCCAAAAUUGACAAUGGACGUCUCGUCUGGAACAUUUCAACUUAAUUGAAUACAAUCCGAUCAACAGCACGUUGUCGUGGUGAUAACGUUUCUCGACAAAAUGCA
This is a messenger RNA of Daphnia magna, 1466 nucleotides long. RefSeq lists its product as uncharacterized. The coding region runs from base 334 to 1314 and encodes 326 amino acids. Lineage: Eukaryota; Metazoa; Arthropoda; Branchiopoda; Diplostraca; Daphniidae. The record is from RefSeq and is a predicted model, not a curated record. The transcript has 4 exons.